This is a messenger RNA of Xylaria bambusicola, 2612 nucleotides long. RefSeq lists its product as uncharacterized. Gene Ontology annotation, biological process: transmembrane transport. Gene Ontology annotation, molecular function: transmembrane transporter activity. The coding region runs from base 488 to 2383 and encodes 631 amino acids. The transcript has a single exon. NCBI's taxonomy places the organism in Eukaryota, Fungi, Ascomycota, Sordariomycetes, Xylariales, Xylariaceae. The record is from RefSeq and is a predicted model, not a curated record.
AGGUACUUAGAUGUCUGGACAGAGCUACUGCUAUCCUAUCCUAUUUCAUACAUGUAGCUAUCCAUCAGCGACAGGUACUAUAACACGUCGCCAAGCGUAGCGACAGUGACGAUUUGACGUCGGUUUUCCUUCCUAUCCCAUUUAAAUGCAAGUUUGAAUAAGUACUUAGCUAAAGCUUAAAACCGGAACCCGCGAGUACUUGCGCCGGUAUCGCCAGCUUGCGAAACUUACCCUCGAACCUAUCCGGUCUUUCGUCCCGCUUGUACGACUACUUUACUGCUCAGCUCUUCACUUGCCCCGCGCUCUCCAAAAACCACCCAUUGUUGAACGUCCGCGCGAGUUUCGCCUUGUAUAAUCUUUUCAUAUAACGAGCCGGGCGGCCCGGGAUACGUCAGUGAGGGGGAGCGACGGAUAUCGAGGGGAACGACGGUAGAGCAGGAAGACAUUGGAAGAGUGAGAAAGAGUGGAGGGUCAAGAUUACGAACACAUGAUGGCGCCCUCACGGAUAUCGUCGUCGCCGCCGACGUCGACGUUCCGCCUCCUCCCGUUCAGCUCCUCGACUACAAGCCUGCAGGCCGCCACGUAUCUCCUCGGGAUAUCGCUCUUCAGCAUAUCGUUCCUCGUUUUCCUCAAUAGCGCCGUCAGCUUCGUCAUCACGGACCUGCUGGGCGUGAAGAAGGGCGUCGGAGACAUCGUGGGUACGCUCGGGUUCGCUGACGAGCUUGUCGCGCUCGUCGCGUGUCCGCUCUGGGGCCUGCUGAGCGACCGCCUGGGCGUUCGCUGGGUCGCCGUCCUUGGAUACGCUAUCAUCGCAAUUAGCUUGGUCAUCUUCGUGCAGUGCCGCAAUGUCUACCCCGCGCUCAUCCUUGCGCGCAUCCUCUUCGCUGCCGGCGCUACGGCUGCAGCGACCAUGGUCACUGCUAUACUGCCCGUGCUGACAGGCGACGAGGAGCGCGAUGCAAUGGAUGGCGUCACAGGUGUCACCGGUGAAGGAGAAGCCGAACUCUAUGUGGAUGGUUCAGAUGCUGGUGAAGGUGCCCGGGUGUCCCAUGCGCCUCGCCCAAGCAUAGCCGCCAGCCUAGAGAGCGAUGUCACCAUCACGCCGGAGCGAUUCAACGAGUCGGCGCCUGCUAGCGCGGCCUUGAAUGCCGUGCGACGGGGAAGUAGUGCGAGCCAGGCAUUCUACUCCUCUACGAACGCGGACACGAAGGGCAGGAAACCAUCCGCGCUCGCCGGACUCGUCGGCUUGUUCACGGGAUGCGGUGCCCUGGUGGCCUUGGUUCUAUUCCUGCCUCUACCAGCGUAUUUCUCCAAGAAAGAAGGCGUCACCCCGGCGCAAGCUAUCACGGAAAGUUUCUACGUCGUAGGUGUCGUAUCGCUCGCCGUGGCUAUAUUCGUGGCCUUCGGUCUACGCGGACUAAGAGGCGAAGAGGGAAAAGGGUGGCGGAUGCUCCUUGGGCUCAAGCAUCGGGAUUGUACAGCACCCACCAUUCUCGACAACGGCGCGACACCGCAUGACUCUGCCCCCGGCAGCAAGCUUUCACGCGCCUCCACACCUCUCCCUUACCACCACCUCCUGCUGUCCUCCCUUCGCCUCGGCGCUACAGACCCGCACAUCGCCCUCGGGUACCUCGGCGGCUUCGUCGCGCGCGCCAGCACGGUCGCCAUCUCGCUCUUCUUGCCGCUGUACGUCAACACGUACUUCAUGUCGCACGGCUUCUGCCAGGGCUCGCCCAAUGACCCCUCACCUGACCUCAAGCGCGAGUGCCGCGCCGCCUACGUCCUCGCGGCCUCCCUCAGCGGCGUCGCACAGCUCAUUGCGCUGCUCUGCGCCCCCGUCUUCGGAUACGUCAACGCGCGCCGCUUCCGUGGCGUCAACUGGGGCGUCCUCGUCGCCGCCUCGCUCGGCAUUGUGGGGUACGUCGCGUUCCCGCGGCUCGCGAGCCCGGAGUUCAAGGACGUUGACGGCCGCGGCGGGUCCGCUGUUGUAUUCCUCGUUGUCGCGCUGUUGGGUAUCAGCCAGAUCGGCGCCAUUGUGUGCAGUCUGGGUUCGUUGGGACGUGGCGUUUUAGGCGAGGAUGUAGUUCUUCGCCCUCUUUCCGCGGAUGAGGGUGCGGACCAGGAAAGAGACGCGCUACUCGGGCAAGGCAACAGAGUAGCAGGAGAGGAGAAGGUCUCCCGUGUCCAGCUCAAGGGCUCUAUUGCGGGCGUGUAUUCAUGGUGCGGUGGCGCUGCGAUCCUAUUGCUCACGAAGUUGGGCGGAUACCUCUUUGAUGCGCUUGCCGUGGGCGCUCCGUUUUAUAUGAUGGCGCUGUUCAACGCCGUGCUGCUUGUUGUCAGUCUUGGAAUUGAUUUAGGGGGUAUUGCGAGGGGGAGGAGGUGACGCAAGGCAAGGAGAGUUUCACACGUAUUCACAUCUCUUACAUAUAUAUACACGCACGGACAUAUUAAACGUAUACUGAAAAGCUCGAAGGAAUAGUAAUUGAGGCUAAUGGGCGCUGUUUGGGUUUUGUAUGUUUACAUCUAGCUUUUAUGGUGGGUUUUAUCCUAGCUCUAUGUAUUGUUCCAGCCACCUAGGUAAUCGGUGAAUAGACUCAAGAGUGUACGAAGUA